This is a messenger RNA of Equus caballus (horse), 2468 nucleotides long. The record is from RefSeq and is a predicted model, not a curated record. NCBI's taxonomy places the organism in Eukaryota, Metazoa, Chordata, Mammalia, Perissodactyla, Equidae.
AAAGAUUCCCUAUAAACAUACACACAUAUACUUCCUAAAUUGUGCCCUUAUGGCUUUAAAUUUUUAUGUGUGGCAACUUUUAAACACUAAUUAAAUUGUUUAGCAUAUGUUUUGUAUUUUCAUUUUGGCAGCUUACAGUUUUGUACAAGAUCCUUAUUAUAGCAUGAUUCUGGAAGGCUUCAUGCUAACUCUUGUUCUAAUUAAUUGAAACUGUUUAAAAUAUACAUUUUAAAACAAAAAUCUUAUUUUAACUAUAAUUUUGUAGCUAAAAUUCUUUUUCCAAAUUUUGAGAACGUUCUGUGCUACCUACAUAGUGCUGAGAAAAGACAGGAUUUUAAGAGUUGCCCAAUGGUCUUCAAAAGACGAAAAAACAUAAUGAAACAUACACUCACCUGAACUACACCCAUUUUCAAUUUCAACAUAGCAAACCUCCUGUUUGUUCCUAGGGCAAAUUCAAAACCAUACCUAUUGGAAUUGGUGAUUACUGAAGAAAACUUAUGCAAUCAUAAGCCAAAGAUGCUAAACUGGCAAAAAGAAAAUCAUGCAAGCAAGCAAACUCCAACACACACGGGACACACCCUGUCAGUAUAUAAAGGCUUGUCACUGUCCUUGGUAGCAGGCACUCUCUGGGCUAAACAGCAUCACCAUGUCUGUUCGAUACAGCUCACGCAAGCAAUACUCUUCCUCCCGCAGUGGAGGCGGAGGAGGAGGGGGAUCAUCUCUCAGAAUUUCAAGCAGCAGAGGCUCCUUUGGUGGAGGAUUUAGCUCAGGGGGGUUCAGUGGUGGCUCUUUUAGCCGUGGCAGCUCUGGUGGAGGCUGCUUUGGUGGCUCAUCGGGAGGCUAUGGAGGAGGAUCAGGAGGAGGUUUUGGUGGAGGCAGCUUUGGUGGAGGCUAUGGAAGCAGCAGCUUAGGUGGGGGCUUCGGAGGAGGCAGCUUUGGAGGAGGCAGCUUCGGAGGAGGCAGCUUCGGAGGAGGCAGCUUCGUUGGGGGCAGCUUUGGAGGAGGCUUCGGUGGUGGAUUUGGAGGAGAUGGCGGCCUUCUUUCUGGAAAUGAAAAAGUAACCAUGCAGAAUCUGAACGACCGCCUGGCUUCCUACUUGGACAAAGUUAGGGCUCUGGAAGAAUCAAACUAUGAGCUGGAAGGCAAAAUCAAGGAGUGGUAUGAAAAGCAUGGCAACGCAGGCCAGCGGGAGCCUCGUGACUACAGCAAAUACUACCAAAUCAUUGAAGAUCUUAAAAAUCAGAUCAUCAAUCUAACCAAUGAUAAUGCCAAUGUGGUGCUUCAGAUCGACAACGCCAGGCUGGCAGCUGACGACUUCAGGCUGAAGUAUGAGAAUGAGCUGGCCCUGCGCCAGAGCGUGGAGGCCGACAUCAAUGGCCUGCGCAGGGUGCUGGACGAGCUGACCUUGACCAAGGCUGACCUAGAGAUGCAGAUUGAGAGCCUGACUGAAGAGCUCGCCUACCUGAAGAAGAACCAUGAGGAGGAAAUGAGAGACCCAAACGUGUCCACUGGUGACGAAGUGGAAAUGAAUGCUGCCCCAGGUGUUGAUCUGACCGAACUUCUGAAUAACAUGAGAAAUCAGUAUGAACAACUUGCUGAACAGAACCGCAAAGACGCUGAGGCCUGGUUCAAUGAAAAGAGCCAGGAACUGACUACAGAAAUCAACAGUAACAUCGAACAAAUGUCCAGCCAUAAAUCUGAGAUUACUGAAUUGAGACGCACUGUUCAAGGUCUGGAGAUUGAACUACAGUCCCAAUUGGCCUGGUAUAAACAAUCUCUGGAAGCCUCCUUGGCAGAAACGGAAGGCCGCUACUGUGUACAGCUCUCACAGAUCCAGGCUCAGAUCUCCUCUCUGGAGGAACAACUACAGCAGAUUCGAGCAGAAACCGAGUGCCAGAAUGCUGAGUACCAACAACUCCUGGAUAUUAAGAUCAGACUGGAGAAUGAAAUUCAAACCUACCGCAGCCUGCUAGAAGGAGAGGGAAGUUCCGGCGGCGGCGGGCGCGCCUAUGACGGACGUUCCGGCGACGGCUACGGAGGCGGUUCCGUCGGCGGCUACAGGAUCGCCAGGUCCAGCGGCGGCUACGGCGGCGGAAGCUCCAGCGGCGGCUACGGCGGCGGAAGCUCCAGCGGCGGCGGACACGGCGGCAGUUCCGGGGGCGGCCAGGCCGGCGGUUCCAGCGGAGGUCUCGGCGGCAGUUCCGGCGGCGGCUACGGUGGCAGCAGUUCCAGCGGAGGCCACAAGUCCUCGUCUUCCGGGUCCGCUGGCGAGUCCUCAUCUAAGGGACCAAGGUCAGCAGAAACUAGCUGGGAUACUAAGAAAGCCAGUGUAAUCAAGACAAUUAUUGAAGAGGUGGCACCUGACGGUAGAGUCCUUUCAUCUAUGGUUGAAUCAGAAACCAAGAAACACUACUAUUAAACCGCAUCAAGAGGAAAGAGUCUCCCUUCACACAGGCCAUUAUGUAAAG